AUGCGGAGCAGUGGCUUCCCAGGAGUGGAACUAGCUGGAUGUUCUCAGAGUGUUGCACUGAGGCGGAAGGUAUCUGCUACGCUGGUGAUGUUCAGCCCGUCCUCUGCUGUGAACCCGUGCACCUCCCCACGGGUGCCCCAGACCGCCCCCAUGGACCUGCGUAUCGGGCAGCGCGUCGUCAAGCCCGGCUCCGACACCACCUUGCUGGCCCUGAAGCACACGCAGCAGCUGCAGCACCAGCUCUUCCUCGCCAGCCUGCACCAGCAGCAAGUGGAGCAGCUCGCCCACCAGCACGUGAGGGUGACCAUGGAGUCCCCGCACCGCGAAGCCGAGCCUGGGCAACAGGAGCAGGAGCUGCGGCAGAUCCUCAACAAGGACAAGAGCAAGCGAAGUGCUGUGGCCAGCACAGUGGUGAAGCAGAAGCUGGCUGAGGUCAUCCUGAAGAAGCAGCAGGCAGCUUUGGAGAGGACCAGCAACCCCAACCCUUCAGCCAUGCCGUACAGGUCUCUGGAACCGCUGGAUCCCGAGGGCCCUUCCCCUCCUGUGCUCAGCACCUUCCUGCCCCCUGUCCCCAGCACUUCUCUUGACCCCCCAGAGCAUUUUCCGCUGCGGAAGACAGCGUCUGAGCCCAAUCUGAAGGUGCGUUGCAAGCCCAGGAAGUGCCUUGACCGACGCAAGAAUCCCUUGACGCGGAAGGAGAGUGCUCCCCCCUCCCUGAAGAGGCGGCCGCCCGAGGCGAUCGACUCCUCCCCGAGCAGUAGCAGCACCCCCGUGUCCGGCUGCAGCUCUCCCAACGACAGCCUCCCCGCUGAGCACGGAGCCCUCCCCGCUGCCUCCGGCAUGGCCCACGAGACACCCCUGGCCCAGCGCCUGAUGAUGCAGGAGAGCUCACUGGCCCAGUUUGCCCUGCAGAGUGCAGCCUCCCUUCCGGCCAUCACGCUGGGAUUGCCGGCUACCACUAGCGCCAGGGGAGAGGCAGAUCGCCGCCCGCUCUCCAGCCUGGCACACCGGGUGCCCGUGCUGAACGGACCUGUCCUCACGGGCACGCACUCGCCCAUGUUCAUACCAGCUGGCUUGGAGCAGCACGAGGCUGGGAGUCCCUUAUCCACUCGGCUCCAGCCCGUCAUCAUCCUCGAGCCCUCGGUCGCCCACACUCCGCUGGUGGCGGUGCCAGGUCUGGGAACCGUCCCCUUCUCCUUCACCCCCUCACUCAUCUCGGCAGAGCGCCUGUCGCUCCCAGGCCACCAUAAACCGCUGGGCAGGACCCGCUCGGAGCCCCUGCCCCAGAACCCCAAGGCCAUCCAGCAGCAACUGGUGUACCAGCAGCAUCACACCCAGUUCCUGGAGAGACUCAAGCAACAGACGCAUCUGGGCAAGCGCAUGGCUAAAUCCAGCGAGAAGCCCCGUCUGCGGCAGAUCCCCUCCUCAGAGGACAUGGAAGCUGAGGGGACGCUCCCAGAGGCCGGGGCCGAGAGCGGCGACGCAGCGAGGGCACACGUGGAGCCCGCACGGCCGGGGAGCAGCGUGAAGGAGCCCGAGAGGACGCAGAAGAUGAUGCAGCCGCAAGAGGAGCUUGUCCUACAGCCGGCCUAUCUCUGGGAUUCCUACCAGCGUGUGCAGCAGCAGCUCCUCAAGCGGCAGCCGCCGUUGGCCGACUCCCCCAUGGUCCCCACCAUCCAUGCGGGGCACAGGCCCCUCUCCAGGGCCCAGUCAUCUCCUGCCACCGCGACCGUCUCCCUUCCUGCCCAGGACACGGCCCCCAAGACGCUCUCCCUGCCCGUGCAGGAGCAGCCAGCCAAGCCCCACUUCACAACAGGGCUGGUUUACGAUUCGGUGAUGCUCAAACACCAGUGCUCCUGCGGCGACAACAGCAACCACCCAGAGCAUGCGGGCAGGAUCCAGAGCAUCUGGUCCCGUCUGCAGGAGAGAGGGCUGCGCAGCCAGUGCGAGUGUCUGCGGGGACGCAAGGCCACCCUGGAAGAGCUGCAGUGUGUCCAUACCGAGCGCCACGUCUUCCUCUACGGCACCAAUCCCCUCAACCGCCUGAAACUGGACAACGGGAAGCUGGCAGGGAUCCUGUCGCAGCGGAUGUUCGUCAUGCUGCCCUGCGGAGGGGUGGGGGUGGACAGCGAUACCAUCUGGAACGAGCUGCAUUCCUCCAAUGCUGCCCGCUGGGCCGCAGGCAGCGUCACCGAGCUGGCCUUCAAGGUGGCCACCAGGGAGCUGAAGAACGGCUUCGCUGUGGUGCGGCCACCUGGACAUCAUGCGGAUCCUUCCACCGCCAUGGGAUUCUGCUUCUUUAACUCGGUGGCCAUUGCUGCCAGGCAGCUGCAGCAGAAAGGGAAACUCGGCAAGAUCCUCAUUGUGGACUGGGAUGUUCACCACGGCAAUGGGACCCAGCAGAUCUUCUACAGAGACCCUGACGUUCUCUACAUCUCUUUGCAUCGUCACGAUGAUGGCAACUUCUUCCCCGGUAGCGGGGCCGCUGACGAGGUUGGUGCUGGCCCUGGCGAGGGAUUUAAUGUCAACAUAGCCUGGACUGGAGGGCUCGACCCCCCCAUGGGUGACCCUGAGUAUCUGGCUGCUUUCAGGACGGUGGUGAUGCCAAUUGCACACGAAUUCGCCCCCGAUGUGGUGCUGGUGUCGGCCGGCUUCGACGCGGCUGAUGGCCACCCGCCACCCCUGGGUGGCUACAAAGUCUCUGCUAAAUGCUUUGGCUACAUGACGAAGCAGCUGAUGAGCCUGGCUGGUGGAGCCAUCGUCCUCGCGCUAGAAGGUGGCCAUGACCUUACGGCCAUCUGCGACGCAUCCGAGGCCUGCGUGUCAGCCUUGCUGGGCAACGAGCUGGACCCUCUCCCAGAGGAAAGCAUGAGGCAGAAACCAAACCCCAACGCCGUGCGCUCCUUGGAAACAGUGAUCCAGGUCCAGAGUAAAUACUGGGUGGCCGUGCAGCGCUUUGCCGCCAAGCUGGGCUGCUCCUUCCUGGAGGCGCAGCACCACGAGGCAGAAGAGGUGGAGACGGUCACAGCCUUGGCCUCUCUCUCAGUGGCCGUGAUGGUGGAGAAGAGGCCACAAGACGAGCCGAUGGAGGAAGAGGAGCCCAUGAACCAGUGACGAGCAGUGACGUUCUCUGCUCCCCUGCUUCCAGGAUGUGGCUGGACUCUCCUGAGCCCAGCGCUCGCUCUUCACUCCUGGCUUCCCAUUUGCCACGUCAUCCUCACUCCCCGAGUCACGGUCCUGAAACGGCCUGGACCUUUGGCUGCCACCUCUCUAGGUCUCCCAGAAAGGAUGCUUGUGCAGCCACCUGGAAGAUGUCCUCCUGCUCGGGACCGAUGGAAAACCACAAACUCCCUCUGCAAGGUGUGGCCUUGCAAACCUAGAC
This is a messenger RNA of Nipponia nippon (crested ibis), 3382 nucleotides long. Lineage: Eukaryota; Metazoa; Chordata; Aves; Pelecaniformes; Threskiornithidae. The record is from RefSeq and is a predicted model, not a curated record.